Messenger RNA from Bemisia tabaci, 4928 nucleotides. NCBI's taxonomy places the organism in Eukaryota, Metazoa, Arthropoda, Insecta, Hemiptera, Aleyrodidae. The record is from RefSeq and is a predicted model, not a curated record.
UUUUUGCAACUGAUUAUUCUCAGCCCGCAGAUAGGGUCAGAAUGAAAUCACCACCGCCGCCGUGUCACCGAAGAUAAAGGUAACGGUCAGAUUUUCGAAUUCGGUUUGGAACUAGGCUCGUGACGUAAUCAAGGAUGCCGUGAAUCUUUAACAGAACACUGUAUCUGUAUUUAUGGACGAAUGGUAUUGAUCUUACUGGCAUCGAAUGAGGGCAUUCAAGAGCACGUGACGCAACAACGAUCCACGUAUAAAAUCCAGCUGAACCAAGAAAAGCCCAAGAGUCCUGAGAAAGUAGUGAAGGAGAAGGAAGUGAACAUGGCACAAAAAGGGUUGAGCAAGGACCAGCUGAACCUGGAGUCGCUCCCGGAUCCAGGAGACAGGUAUGAGCUGGGUGAGCUCAUGGGCUCUGGAGUUGGAGGCGAGGUCUACGAAGCUAUCGACAAUGAAUCUGGUCGAAUGAAAGUAGCUAUUAAAGUAAUGAAGGCAUAUCCUGAUAACAUGAGUGGCAUCAAGGAAGAGUAUAGGAUACUGCGAGAUCUAUCGAACCACUCCAACCUCCCAGACUUCUAUGGUGCUUACCUACGGAGAGGAUCCGAAUAUGACGACAUCUGGUUUGUCAUGCAAUUGUGUGAAGGCGGCACUGUUGUUGAUCUGUCCAAAGGUCUCUUAAUGCAAGGGAAAAGAAUGUCCGAAGAGCACAUAUCAUUCAUUCUUAAGGAAACACUUAAGGCCUUAUGUUAUUUGCAAGAAAAUCACGUUAUCCAUCGGGACGUUAGAGGGAGCAACAUUUUACUCACAAAAGACGGAGAGAUCAAAGUUGCAGACUUUGGCUUGUCCCGUGAACUGAAAAGCACUCUAGACCGCCGAAAUUCUUGCUUGGGAUCUCCCAACUGGAUGGCUCCAGAGUUGGUAAACAGCUCAAGGCGCAGUGACGAUGAAGAAAAUACCUAUGAUAGUAAAAUAGAUGUUUGGGCACUAGGUAUUACAGCGAUUGAAAUUGGAGAUGGGAAGCCCCCAUUUCAAGACAUUCACCCGACAAGAGCUAUGUUUCAAAUUGUGAAAAAUCCUCCCCCUAGCUUAGCUCGCCCGUCAAACUGGAGUCAAAAUUACAACGAUUUUGUCACAGAAUGUUUGGAAAAAAAUCCAGAACAUCGUCCGUUCAUAAUGGAGCUAAUGGAGCACCCGUUCAUCACAGCACUUCCGGAGAACGAUUUUCACUUUGCUUCCGAGCUGAAAGCCCUAAUGGCCUCCAUUGACAAUAACAUGAAAGAGCACCGAAAAGCUGAAGUUCAAAUCAGAAAAGGACUCCUGAAGGUGGCAGAAACGGGAGAGUUGGAGAGCAUGCACGUGGAAGAUUUGGCCGCUUUGGACGUUAUCACCGAAGACACGAUCGUAGCCGAACUUCAGGCACGAUUAGCGGCCGGCAUGCCUUAUACGUUCAUUGGAGAUGUCCUACUGUACUUGAACCCUUACACAGAUCUCAAUAUUUACAGUCUUAAGCAUCAUUACAAGUACCAGGCGAAAGCUCGCUCUGAUAACGCGCCUCACAUCUUCAGCGUCGUGGACAGCGCCUACCAAGACUUGUUCCACCACAACGAGGCGCAACAUAUCCUCAUCGCCGGCGAGACCCUCUCCGGGAAAACCACCACCAUGAAACACGCUCUCAAACACCUCCUUUUCCUUGGACAACAAACGACGAAUAAGAUCGGGGACAGGAUCGAGAAGAGCCUGAAAGUGAUCCACGCGUUCGCCAAUGCUGCCACACCCCUCCACGACAACUCCACCCGCCACGUCCUCCAAACCCAGGUUACUUUCACCACCACGGGAAAAGUUAGCGGAGCUAUAUUCUGGCUCUACCAGCUGGAAAAAUGGAGAGUCACCGGCAGCAAGGAGUUCCAGAACGCCAACUUCCACAUGUUCUACUACUUCUACGACGCGAUGGACGAAUCCGGCGAGUUGAGCAAGUACAGUCUGGAGAGCGGGCGGCAGUACAAGUACUUGCGAACGACCAACGACGGCGAGACAGCGCCGCGCUCCAUCCGCUCCGCCCGGGAGACCCCAAGGGAGAACGUCCAGCACUUCAAGGAGAUCAAGGAGAUCUUCGCCGCCCUGGAGAUCGAGGAGAACGAGCAGAAAGUCAUCUGGAGCACCCUCGCCGCCAUCCUCCUCCUCGGCGAGGUCACCUUCCACGACCUCGAGGACGGCACCGCCGAGGUCCAGAACCCCCAGGUCGCCGCCAAAGUUGCACAGCUGAUUGGCGUUGACGAGAAGAAAUUCUGCUGGUCUCUGCUGAACUACUGCGUUGUUCAAAAGGGCACCGCGGCGCGACGAAGACAUACUAGAGUCGAGGCCACCAUUGCCCGGGAUGUCCUCGCAAGAGGCCUUUACUUCAGACUUGUCGAUUGGAUCGUCAACAUCCUCAACUUGAAACUCUCCAUGACAAGAGUCAUUUUCGGCGACAAAUACUACAUUAACAUUUUGGAUAUGUUUGGUUUCGAGUGCUUCCAGAAGAAUUACCUGGAACAACUUUACGUCAACACUUUUAACGAGCAAAUGCAGUAUCACUAUAAUCAAAAGGUUUUCUCGUGGGAGAUGCAAGAGCAAGAGGAGGAAGAGAUUCCAAUUCAGGCACUCCAAUUUUACGAUAACAAACCGACAGUCGACGAGCUGAUGAGGAAACCAGACGGUUUACUCUACGUGAUCGAUGAGGCUAGCAGAAGUAGUCAAGGAGCCAACUUCAUCGCAGAGACGCUGGAGAGCGACGGGAGGGGUCCGCGGAUAAAGAUGGCGACCGGGAAAGAGUUCUGCGUGGCCCACUACACGGGGAAAGUCUGCUACGAGAUCAAGGACAUGCCGGAGAAGAACCGGGACUUCCUCCCGCCGGAGAUGAUCGAGACGCUCCGGACCUCGUCGUGCAAGAUCGUCAAGCAGAUGUUCACGAACCAGUUGACCAAGAGCGGGAACCUCACCAUCAGCUCCGACCAGAACACCCUCGUCGCCGUCGGCAAGAAGAAGCGAUGGGGAGCCGCGCUCGUUCAAGAAAACCAGAAAUCUAGGAAAUUCAACACGGAGUCGCGAGGGGAGUACUCGCAGACCCGACGGAUGCGGACUGGCUGCGCGGUGUUCCGGGCGUCGUGCCUGGAGGUGCUGCGCAACGUCUCGGGGAGCGCGUCCGGGGGCGGCACGCACUUCGUCCGCUGCAUCCGCACAGACCUCACCGGGCAACCCAAGGGCUUCCAGCCGGAGGUCGUCCGCCAGCAGAUGAGGGCCCUCGCCAUCGUCGACACGGCCAAGGCCCGUCAGAAGGGCUACUCACACAGGGUCAACUUCAACGACUUCCUCCAAAGAUAUAAAUUCUUAGCAUUUGAUUUUGAUGAGAAUGUCGAUAUCACUAAAGAAAACUGUAGACUUCUACUAAUUCGUUUGAAAAUGGAAGGCUGGGUCAUUGGCAAGAACAAGGUGUUCCUAAGAUAUUAUAACGAAGAAUAUCUAUCGAGGCUGUACGAGACGCAGGUCAAGAAGAUCAUCAAGGUCCAAGCAAUGAUGAGAGCCUUCAUCGCUAAGAAGAGGGUGCCUAAACUUGGUUCACGUCAAAACUCUGUCGACGGACUUUCGGAUAAGAAACGGAGGACACCGAGACCAAGGGUCGGUAGCACAGAACAGUAUUCGCAAGAUGAAGCUGCGACUAUCAUACAAAAGAAAUACCGCGGCUAUCAAGUACGGAAACAGUACGGACCUUUAAUUGCAGGAGAUAAAAUGGAGGCUGAGACAAUACAAUUCAUUCGCCACUACUACUACAAAUGGAAGGCCAAGACUAUGUUCCAGGUUCUCCUCCUUUACAGAGCUGCCAAGCACCAAGACCUUAUCUACUUCGGCCAGCAGGUACAUUUAUACAACAAUAACACAGUGGGGACUCUGUUAAUUGAUAUGAAAGAAGUUGUCAAGCUGGAUCAUAUUAAGGAAGGAGUAAAUCCAGUCAAGAUGCUUGGUCCUCAUAAACCUGCCGUUUUAAAACUGCCAUUCCGAUUGAGAGACCUUCCAUUCCUCGACAACUAUGCCAUGAGCGAUCCUCUUGCACCCAAAGGGUCACAAUUUGGGGAUGACGAAUCCUGGGAUAUCCCUCUGCGCAGAGGUCAUGGUUUUGAGAGUAUGUCAGGAUAUCUUUACAAAGAUCAGGAAGUUCAGACUGGUUCGAGCGAGUGGAAGAACGAAAGAGAAGUUACACCUGAGGAGGUGAACUUUAUUGAAACUCCAUACUGCCGCGACCCAUGGAAAGUUCGAAGUGUCUACGCUGAUCAGAUCUACAGACAGGAAUCUGCCCCACCGCCAAGGACCAGAGAACGACCCUCCAGUCGAACAAGUACCAAACGUCGUGCACCAGCCCCUCCUAACUACCAACGGAACAAUUACACAUCCAAUGAUUACCGUCAGAACUCGGGUGAAAGCGAGUCACAUCAUAAUUAUCACAAUAGAGCCAACGAUGAUUACAGGGGAGACAAAUACAAGACGAACGGGAUGAAAAAAGAUUACGACCACAUCCUUGAGAUGAAAACAAGAGGCCAGGUGCAAUCCAACAACAAUGCAGAUGAUGAAGCAGAUGACCCGCCUUUCAACUUUCAGGCUAUGCUGAGGAAAACAAAUCACAAUCGCGCUUCUCUCCGACGAAACUACAACAACGAGUCAACAACUUACAACUACUCCAACACCGGUGCGAACAGCAACUUCAACUCGAAUCAACGGGGCUACGAGCCGGCCGGCUACAAACCGGUUCCGAGGAAACGCUCUUCCAUACGUCAUUACAACAACAGCUCUUCGCGCCGUGAUAGAGUCGAGCUGGCGCCUGGAAUCAUUCUCGAGGGCGAUUCUGCUGAUCUGUAAUUCUCUGCAAUCGCACUUGUAAAAAUAAACUUUGCCGAGUAUUUUUUGAA